AUGAAAUUUUUAUUUUUUUACAUAAUAUCACUUUUUUUCUUUUUUUUUCAGUUUUUUAGUUUUCUACAACAUAAUUAUAAAUAUUCAUUGGUGUUUAAACAAAUUUGGCUUAACUACAAUUUGAUUUUAUCUUGUGAUGCUUCGGUGAUUAUUCAAUUUAACCUGCGAUGUCUGUGAGAUGCAAAAUCUGAUAACUAAACGUAUCUUCAUUACAUCAAGAGAAAAAGGAACGAAAGGAGAAUGUAUAUGAUUAACGGAUAAAUACCAACAAAAUUAGA
Molecule: messenger RNA, 278 nt
Organism: Meloidogyne enterolobii
Lineage: Eukaryota; Metazoa; Nematoda; Chromadorea; Rhabditida; Meloidogynidae
Source: the annotation of a GenBank genome assembly